CACACAUCCAAACCUGCCAAUCGCAUAGUCGCGUCGCAUCAAAUGAAUAGGCUCCAUUCCUCCUCCAACAUGAACAGAAAUGGUUGGACGACGGAGGGGAAAGAGCGGCAAAAUUGGUCAAUUCUUUGAGCGGAUACCUCUGUAUUUUAGUUAUCUCAUCUUGACUUCAGUAUGGCUUCUAUUCAUGCUCUUUAUAACCCUCGGCGAGGUACUCAUCAAGCGGCGCCAGAUCGGUCGAUUCCUCGAGCAGGUAAUCACUUUUAACACCCUGCUCUUCUUCACCGUCUUGUCGCUUAUCACCACAUCCCUUCGAUCGCCUGGCAGUCCUGACCAAACGUUCGCUCCAACCUCGUACGUUCCAGGUUUUAGUUUGGUCCGGCAAAGGCAAGAACGAAAGCAACAUCUUUCAAAGAACAAUCACUUGCCUGUUCGACCUCCCAUAGGUAAGUCCAAGCUCAAAAUAAACAUCAAGACCGAACCACCGCCCUCCCUCAAAUUCCUACGUAAUCCCCAAUGGGUUUCCUCACGUCUCCACAAAGAUCGCCCCUCACCUCUUCCCCUUUUUAAGAACCAAUCUUACCCAUCUAUACCGUCUACUGCUGAUUCUCCUCCUUCUGAGAAUGAAAAAGGUAGCUGUGAAAGUAAUAAUAUGGGGUGGAGCGACUUGGGAUCAGAGUCGGAAUUGGAAUCGGAUUACUCCCCUUUCCCGCUUAGCCUCAGCUCACGAAACAGCGAUCGGGAUAAGGAUGUAGAAAGGAAUGGAGAUGGCGGAGAACGUGACCCACUUUUGAUCCUUGAAGAAGGGCGUGUCCCUGCGCAUGCAGACAUGAGCGAAAAGGUUGACUCUCCAACAUCAACAUCAACCUCAACACCAGCGAUAGAUACCAGUGGUAAGAUCCAGCCGCGGUGGUGUAAACGGUGCGACGCCUGGAAACCCGAUCGGACACAUCACUGUAGGCACUGCCAUCGUUGCGUUCUCAAAAUGGACCACCAUUGUCCCUGGGUAGGGACAUGUGUUGGGUAUCGUAACUACAAACCCUUCCUCCUCUUCAUCACAUACGGCACCCUCCUCGCUAUUUACACCACUUUCGAAACCGGAUACGAAGUGUAUCUCUAUUUCUUUCAUCCUCUUGAUCAUCCGCUACCGUCACAUCUGGGCGAUCUUUCCUCCCCUUCUCCCCUCCCCGCGCCCGUCUCUCUGCAGCUCGGACCAGCAGUAAGCAUAAUGCUCCUCACCAUGGGUAUAUUCAUCACCUUCUCCGUCGGGGGACUGGCAUGUUUCCAUUGGUGGUUAGCUUCAAAAAAUAUGACAACCCUCGAAUCCAUCACCCAUUCAUACCCCACUUCCCUCUUAUCUUCCCUUCCAUCCAACCACAACACGUCACUUUCCUCUCCCCCCGCAACUGCGCCGAAUCUGUCAUACAAACAACGCCAAUCUCUCUCCCGAAGAGCACAAGAAAUAAACGUCUACGACCUCGGGUGGAGACGUAAUCUGAAACAAGUUUUCUUUGGUGGUCAUAAUAGACAUCGUGAUCGCGGGCCCGAUCUUGGUGAUGGAGGUCGGUGUGAAGAUGAGGAUAAGAGGGUGACGAUAGGGAUGGUAUUAGGAGCGAUGUGGCCGACUAAAAUCGGGUACGAUCAAUCCGAUCCCAUAGCUGGCUCUGGCUACGACUUCCCAUACGACCCUUGCGCCCUUGAACGACUGAAAACGUUGACUGAAAAGCUGCGUUCGAGUACGCUUACGUUUGACGAUGGGGAUGCGUGCGAUCCGUGCGAUAGAGAGGAUGGAGGGGAGGGUACUAGUGAUGUUGGGAGUGGAUGUGAGAAUGAGGAGGAUGAAUACCACGACGAAGAGAACGCGAACGGGUUUGGCGGUAAAAAAGCCAAGUAUGAGGCAAUGGACGAGAAACUCACCAUGCCAGAUCCGGAUAAAGUGGACACAAGCAGGCGAAAAAAAAGGUUGGCCGUACCGAUGAAGAAUCACGAGAGAGGAGUUAAAUGGUUUGAAGUUUAAAGAGUCCUCCCAAGCUUCAGAUGCAAGAGAUUUUCGUAACAGUUUGCUCAAUCUAUACUGGCUUAAAAUCGUCUGAUCAUCGUUUUCUUAUGAAACACCACGAGACAGUAAAUAAGUAGGUGUGAAUGAUUGAUGCAUGUGG
Messenger RNA from Cryptococcus deneoformans JEC21, 2156 nucleotides. Its product is annotated as vacuole protein, putative. Lineage: Eukaryota; Fungi; Basidiomycota; Tremellomycetes; Tremellales; Cryptococcaceae. Gene Ontology annotation, cellular component: endoplasmic reticulum; Golgi apparatus. The transcript has 7 exons. Gene Ontology annotation, molecular function: protein-cysteine S-palmitoyltransferase activity. Gene Ontology annotation, biological process: peptidyl-L-cysteine S-palmitoylation; protein targeting to membrane. The record is from RefSeq and is a predicted model, not a curated record. Bases 80 to 2014 code for a protein of 644 amino acids.